Messenger RNA from Fraxinus pennsylvanica, 2052 nucleotides. The record is from the annotation of a GenBank genome assembly. NCBI's taxonomy places the organism in Eukaryota, Viridiplantae, Streptophyta, Magnoliopsida, Lamiales, Oleaceae.
AUGGGUGGCUCGUGGAGGAGGAAUGGUUCGUUCAUUGUGCUAGCAAUUGUUUUCUUUGUUCCUCCAAGCAGCUGCUACAGCCAUCGGAAGCCAGAAUUACAGUCAGCCACCGCAGUCUGUCUACGAGCAAAUUCUAUUGCAAAAGAGGAAGCCACUAAAUCGGGAACAGUUAAAUUGGGAACAGUUAUUGGCAUAGACCUUGGUACAACCCAUUCCUGUGUUGGUGUUUAUAAGAAUGGACAUGUCGAAAUCAUAGCUAAUGACCAAGGACACCGAAUUACCCCAUCAUGGGUUGCAUUCACCGACACUGAAAGAUUGAUUGGUGAGGCUGCAAAGAACCAGGCAGCUGUCAACCCCGAGAGGAUUAUCUUUGAUGUUAAAAGACUCAUUGGAAGAAGGUUUGAGGACAAGGAAGUUCAGAAGGAUAUGAAGCUUGUUCCUUACAGAAUCGUGAACAAGGAUGGAAAGCCUUAUAUCCAAGUCAAAAUUAUGGAUGGCGAGACUAAAAUCUUCAGCCCUGAGGAAAUCAGUGCUAUGAUUUUAGGAAAGAUGAAAGAAACAGCAGAAGCAUUCCUUGGGAAGACAAUUAAGGAUGCUGUUGUAACAGUUCCUGCAUACUUCAAUGAUGCCCAGAGGCAGGCCACCAAGGAUGCUGGUGUAAUUGCUGGCUUGAACGUGGCAAGGAUUAUCAAUGAACCAACAGCAGCAGCAAUUGCCUAUGGUUUGGACAAGAAAGGUGGUGAGAAGAACAUCCUUGUCUUUGACCUUGGUGGUGGAACCUUUGAUGUCAGUAUCUUGACCAUCAACAAUGGUGUCUUUGAGGUGCUUGCCACUAAUGGAGACACCCAUCUUGGAGGAGAGGAUUUUGAUCACAGAAUUAUGGAAUACUUUAUCAAGCUGAUCAAGAAAAAGCACGGAAAGGACAUCAGCAAUGAUAACAGAGCUCUUGGGAAGCUAAGGAGAGAAUGUGAACGUGCUAAAAGAGCCCUGAGCAGCCAGCACCAUGUCCAUGUUGAAAUUGAAUCAUUUUUUGAUGGUAUCGAUUUCUCUGAACCAUUGACCCGUUCCAGAUUUGAGAAGUUGAACAACGACCUCUUCAGAAAGUCCAUGGGACCUGUGAAGAAAGCCAUCGAAGAUGCCGGUUUGGAGAAAAACCAGAUUGAUGAAAUUGUCCUUGUUGGUGGAAGCACCAGGAUCCCUAAAGUUCAGCAGCUCCUCAAGGAUUAUUUCGAUGGGAAGGAGCCCAACAGGGGUGUGAACCCAGAUGAGGUUGUUGCUUAUGGUGCUGCAAUCCAAGGAAGUAUUCUAAGUGGAGAGGGUGAAGAAGUAACAACAGACUUUCUUGUCUAUCUGGCACCACUCGCCAUUGGUAUCGAAAAUGUGGGUGGAGUUAUGACUAAGUUGAUUCUGAGGAACAAUGAUAUCCCAACCAAGAAGUCCCAAGUUUUCACCACUUGCCAAGAUCAGCAAACUACUGUCUCUAUUCAGGUUUUUGAAGGAGAAAGGAGUCUUACAAAAGACUGCAGGCUGCUUGGAAAGUUUGAUCUCACCGGCAUACCUCCUGCACCGAGGGGAACCCCUCAAAUUGAGGUGACGUUCGAAGUUGAUGGCUACGGUACUUUGAUCGUCAAGGCAGAAGACAAGGGCACUGGUAAAUCAGAGAAGAUUACCAUAACAGAGGAGAACGAUCGAUAUAGCCAAGAGGACGUCGAGAAAAUGGUUCGUGAAGCAGAGGAGUUCGCUGAGGAAGACAAGAAGGUGAAGGAAAGAAUUGAUGCUCGUAACAGUCUCGAGACAUACAUUUGCAGCAUGAAGAACCAAAUCAAUGACAAGGACAAGCUCGAGUCUGACGAGAAGGAGAAGAUCGAUACUACUACAAAGGAGGCCCUCGAGUGGUUAGACUUCAAACAAAACGCAGAGAAAGAGGACUACGAAGAGAAGCGUAAGGAGGUGGAAGCCGCAUGUAACCCAAUCAUCACAGCCGUCUAUCAAAGAUCUGGAGCUCCUGGUGAAUCCUCUUCAGAAGAUGACAACUCCCAUAAUAUAUUUUAG